This is a messenger RNA of Anolis sagrei ordinatus, 5562 nucleotides long. It is a transcript of the gene TMEM275, whose product is annotated as transmembrane protein 275. The record is from RefSeq and is a predicted model, not a curated record. NCBI's taxonomy places the organism in Eukaryota, Metazoa, Chordata, Lepidosauria, Squamata, Anolidae.
GGGCAAGCUAUGAUCUCCAUUGCCUUGAUGGAAGACUUUUGUUUGCAGCAUCUCUAAGGCAAGAGUUGAGCAAGCUGAUUUUCUCAAACUUUUGCCCUGUUAUUUGAAGGACCAUUGAUUCACCCGAGGCUAAUGCCUUUUCGUUAAUACCUUUUUUUUCCUUCUGACUAGGAAAGGAGGAGGAAGGAAGGGAGUGAAUGAGAAGUUGGGUUGAUUGAGGGGGGAAAAAACCAGAGCCAUGCUGCCCCUAGUGGUGAUAGCUGGGAAGGCAAGUGUAGUCGGCGAGCAGUUGCUAUUUUCAGCACCAUUGGCGGUGGACAGCUCCAGGGAGCGUGUAAAGGGCUCCUCUUCCCAAAGAGCUCCUCUUUCCAGGCUAGAUGGGGAUAAGGCAGGAGGUGGUGAGGCAACCUGAAAUACUCCUGGCGAGAGAGACUGACCUCUUCUGAACCGGCCUGGCAGGAGCCUAGAGAGGCUGAGAGGGGAAAGGGAAACAUGUUGCAUGUGAGCCCUUCUCUAUGUAGGAGAAGAGACAGCACCCCCCUGAGAGAGGUGGGAGGCGGCUCUCUGAAACAAAGCUUCCCACUCCAGCUUCGAUCAGAGCCAGCUGGUGGUACAGAAGAGCCCUGCAGCCAGGAUCAAAGAAGUCCUCUUCUCAGAAGGCACCAGCCCUGGACGAUGCCUCAGCUCAGCUCAAGUUCCCCACUGCCCUGAUGUGACCAGAUGAAGUUCACACAUCACAGGGUACCCUUCUUUUAUUUCUUGACUGUUAUCAGCUGCUUCCUGGGACCGUCCCUCUCUAUCUCUCUGAGGAUUUCAUUUCUAUGUUUGUUUGGCUCUUUUUGAAUGGGAGAAGAAAAUUGCUUAAAGGCAUCAAUCUCCUUCGCCAUCUCUGAAGUGAGACGGAAGUUCAGAAAAUCAGAAGAGUAACCAUCUUGAGGAUGCCAUGUCUGUUCAGUAAAGUCCAGAGCCACUUGUGAGACGCUGGCCACCAUGUUUGUUGAAAAGAGCAACACUCCUUUGUCUCAGAAACCAAGUAAGAAAAAGACCAGGCCACAGGGUCUGCCUUCCCCAGCUCUUUGCUGUGCUUGUGGUCUGUGCAUCAUGCUAGCAGGGAUUAAUAUCACUCUGGUGGGUGCCUUUGCUUUUGGAACAUUUCUGCCUGUCAACAAUCCUCCUAUUGUCAUUGGGCCCAUCCUUUUGGUGGUGGCAUUCACUUUCUUUGGAGCCUGUUGCAUCUGCAGCCGAAGGCCACCCGCUCAUGGCACAAGGAAAUCUAAAACUGGGGCCAACAUUGGGCUCAUCAAACCUGGCAACACGGCUUUUGAGAUUGAAACCAGUGAGCAUACUGUGCAAGACACGACUGCCGUGCAGUUGAGCCCAACCAACUCUCCAAUGUCCUCCAAGAAAUCCACGCCGAUUCAUGAGAAUUCUAAGACUUGCAAACUCUUUACGAUGGACAGCAAUGGGCCAGCAGCCAAGUACACAGCUGGUGGAGAAUCAAUACAGCUGAAUUUGCCCAGAGACAUUGCUAUGUCAUAAACCAAAGAGGAGAAUAUUUAUGAAUAGCUGGGCAGCAGGCAUUUCAGCAUGUGACCAGAUGGUCAAAUGAGUUUUCAGUGCAGCAAGCAUCUGGAAUCAAUUUAGAGUUGGCCAACACAUGCAUUUGAAUAUGUUGAAAAAUUUAAGGGAAAGCAGUAAUAAGAUGGUAAUUAGAAAUCAAUACACAGCAGUAGGGGGAAGUGCAAGACGCUUGGGUGGAGGAACUGAGUUUUGAGCAAUGAAAUUAAAAUGAAAUAUGGAAUAUAUAAAUCAAUAGCAUGCAGCUAGCACAUCUAGAAUAGCCUCGAUUUCAUUCAUUACUUUAAUGGGCUUGUGAAUGUUAACUUGAUGAUCUGGAUUUGAUGAUGCAGAGCAGUGGAAAAAUACAGAUUCUGUUGUUAGGCAGAAUAAUAGCUUGCUAUAAAGCAAUGGUAACAAGGGGAAAACCAUCUGUAUUCGGUUUAUUUAUUUUGAUGCCAAAUGAGGCAAUUAAAACCGAUCAUGCCUCUUUUGAUUUUCCCUAUGCCCGCAUUUUCAUUCUUUCAUUGGUUUCUGCAGAAGUCUCUGGAAGAUACAUGCAUCAAAUAUCUUCUUUUUCAGCCUUUCUUCACUUUCUAGCUUGUAGCUGGCCAUUGGCUGUGCUGGGUAGCAUAAAUGUGGCAUGAAAUAAUAUUUUUACAACUGAUUCGGUAUCUGCAGGUUGACCUGAACACCCAUUUCUUUGGAAAGAAAAUUUGGCUUCUGAAAAGUUGAUGCACAAAUAUGGAAACAUGCACAGAUACACAUAUGUGUCCUAUAGAGAAGAACAUUGCUGCAAAAAUGAACAUUUUGAUCUCCGUAUAAUCAGCUAGAGUCUUUCAUUUGGGGAAAACUGUAACACAGAGCUUUUUUUUAAUGGAAUGAGUUGUGUGGUCCAGAUUCUGUAUAUGUAUGAGUGAUUCAAUGAACACACUCUCUUGUGUCUUUUACCUGUAUCAAACUACUUUGCAUCCUAUUGAAUUCAGCAUAAACGAUGCUUCUGUGUAAAGAACAGGUCUUUUCUUGUAGUCAUCACUAGAAGUGAAAAUGGUGUAAGUAAUGGCACGCUUAAAAAAUUCCUUAGUUGUCAAUUCAGAUAAAGUUGUUUGAUCAUGUUUAACUCCGAUUGCUCACAAUAUUCAUUUUUUAUUUCAGAAAUUGUUUGUACUCUAAAAGUAAAGUGUUAUAAUUAGAUAGAAUUUUGAGGAAGGGAAUUUUCUUGGAAACAAGCAAAGCUUGUGAGGAUUAAAAAUGUAGACCAGAGUGGAGAGGAUCAUCAAGAUAUCAUUCUGUGGAGAUUUCCCACAUGAUGUCAAUGUUUCACAAUGGAACUUAUGCAUGACUGAGAUCUCCCCAUUUGAUUUCUGACCUUUUCUAGAUUGCAGCAUUGGCCCAUUUUCAGUUCUUGUCUCUUUGUUUUCCUUACACGCUAUCAAUACACAAAAACUCAUAUUCACAUGGGUUGAAAAACAACACCCAAAAUAAAUUAUAUGCUAUACGAUGCCUAUCCCAGUAAGAUUACAGAAUGUAGGAUGAGUCAACAGUGGGUUUUUGAUUGUGAUGGGAAGGUCAAAGAAGGGGGGAGAAAUUUAGGUGGUGACAAUGUGUGGAGGAGGCAGCAAAAAUAAUGAGAAAAGGGAGGGACCAGAGGAGAAUAAUCAACUCUCCUCAGAGGCUGCCUGCAAAAAUCCAAUUAGUGAAGAAUAUUUGACAGCAGUAUUGAAUUAUCAGAAGAUGUUCAGUAUUGGAUUAAUUUAUGCAUUUCUGCAGUUAGAGUUGUUUACUGUGCUAAAUAUAAAGGGAUAUUUUGGAAGUGUCUAUCACUUGAGAGAUUACACUAUGUAACAUGAUUUUUGUUCCUGGGUUAUAAACAUCAUUUCCUGAUUGGUUCUAUCAUAAAAACAUGGAAAAAGUUUAUUAAACUGCAAAACUUUGUUUUUGCAGGACAUUCUGCAGGACAUUUUGCUAUAGUUUUUCUAUGAAUCCCACAUAGAGUCUCAACCAAUUCAACAUAGCUUGUAGCAGCCACAAAAUGAAGUUUAUGGAGUAUAGAAACUACUUUCAAAGUAAAUAGAAAAGGUAAAGGUUUUUCCCUGACAUUAAGUCCAGUCAUGUCCUACUCUGGGGUUGGUGCUCAUGUCCAUUUCUAAGCCAAAGAGCCAGCAUUGUGCGUAGAUGCCUCCAAGGUCCUGAGGCCAGCUUGACUACAUGGAGUGCUGUUACCUUCCCGCCGGAGUGGUACCUAUUGUUCUACUCACAUUUGCAUGUUUUCAAACUGCUAGGUUGGCAGAAGCUGGGGAUGACAGCGGGAGCUCACACCGCUACCCGGAUUCGAACCUGCGACCUUUUGGUCAACAAGUUCAGCAGCUCAAUGCUUUAACCCACUGUGCCACUGGGGGCUGUACAAUUAAAAAGGACACAACAUUUUCCAACCAGGAACAGUUUUUUUUUCAAAUUUUGUUACAUACUGUUAUCAAACCCAUUUGCCUCUUAUCCACAGUUGGGACUGCAUGUUUUCAAACAUGUGUGAUGGAUUCCCUCUUCAGGCUUUCCUUGCACUUCCAAACUUUUAAGCUCUUGUCAUUAACCUUGCACAUCUUCUUCUUAAGAUCCCUCCCUAUUUUGGAUAUUAGGGUUUGAAGGUGAUCCCUAUUUGGAUUAGUGAAACUGUUGUUCAGUAAGUUCAUUGUGGUAAAUGUGACCAGAAGCUGUACUGAAACUUAUCAGGAACAGCAAACAAUUGCAAAAAAACAACAACAAAAACAACAACAGCAGCUACAAGUGCAACAUAGUUUAUACAUUAAACCCUGAACCAUUAAGUCACACAUUAACCUCUAAUUCAUUUAAUCAGCGUAUUCAGUUAUUUCCUCUGACCCCUGUCACAGUUACAACAAUUGGAUUUUUGUAGGGUGCAGUAGAGUAAAUUAGGUGCACAGCCCUAUUAGGUUAUUAAUUUAGGCCCCUAAUCCUGUUGGUUGUCAACGUCCACUCCUGCCUGAAACAAAGCAAGAAUUUUGACACAGUAAUGAAACUUUCUCAAGCUUUGCCUUUGCAAAUGUUUUAAUAAGCAUGCACAUGCACUGGGGUACACUGGUGCAGACAGAAAGGAGAGAAAAUAAGAAUGACAACAGAGAUUGAAAAGAAAUAGUAGUUAAAAUAUUUAAUCACUUAUAAUAUGUAUAUGUCACCAAUACCUAAGGUAUUAGGAUGGUGUAUUAUGAUUGUAUGAAAGAUAGCUUCACUCCUUUUAUGAUGUAACUACAAUAUUUUAGCAAGCUUCUAUAGUUAUGAAGUUGCCAUCACAUGAUAUCUCAGAAGGCAUGUCACACAGUUCAGGUACUAGCUCUGUCUGCUUCACCCUACUCUGUUGUGCACGUUGAGGCAAUGACAAAGUAGAAGGGGGGGCGGGGGCAGUCUGUAUUUUGUACAGUGACAUAUCUCAUUCAGGUUUUAUUUUUUAAAAAAUAGUAAAAGUAAGUAUUUUAAUUAGUUUUGUAAUGAAAAAGCCAGAAAUUAUCCUAAAAGCUGCAACAAAGAACAGUAACUUAACCAAUUGCUUUAAAAAGUUGCUUGCAAUCACAUGCACUGAACCUACUUAUGCACAAAUCCUGACACCCAUAUUAGAUUUCUUUGAGAUAGUCUGGAGCUUAUUUAUGGAAACCUCUGUGAUGGGGCCCUAUGCCAGAGAAUUCAAAAAGCCAUGCCCUGAACUACAUUUCCCAGAAUUCUGCUCAGCAUCAGAAAACCCCAUUCAGGAUAGGGGAGAGCUAUUUUCCCUCCGUAGCAGCAGCCAUGCAGAGUUCCAAUAAAUUGUUGAAUCUGCAAAGAGGAGGACUGACUGAUACUUCUAGUAAGUAAAUCUCUGUGCUGGGUUGGAAGGAAAUCCUUAAAUGGAAGUUCUAUUGGUUAAUACGAGAGAGAUUAAAUGAAAUAGCUGUUGUGGCCUUUUUUUCCUCCCCCCCCCCUUUUUUUUUGGUCAAAACUUUAAAAAUUCCCUAAAAUCAG